GACGACACAGAAUCAGGGGUUUAUGCAGCACGUCUCGACUCCAACAUUUUGCGGGAUCAUGACAGCGAUAUUGUGACUUGUAAGAUCUCCAACGAUGCUUAUGUCCAUGACCAGAAGAACUGGACUAAAUUGUGUCACAUGGAGAAAGGUUCAGACCCUAUUUUGAAUAUACCAGAAUAUACCACGAUGAAAAUACAGCUCUCAGUUGCGAGGUGUCAAAUACACGACCACCAGCGUUGAUUGAAAUAUUGGUUGACAAUCAAGCAAUCAGUGACGUUGUUCACGAGGAUUUAUUGAACGAAACGUCAAAAACAUUCGCCAGUAAAGCUUCUAUAAUGAAAAUAGACAAGACUUGGAAUGGAAAGGAAAUGUGUUGUCGUAAAAAGUCUGCAAUUUACGGAAAUAUAAAAGCCACCUGUAAAAUAUUAGACAUGAAGUAUGGCCCCGUUGUCGACAUGGCGGAGGAACUCAGUGUUGAAGAAGGACGUAACUUGUCGCUGAGAUGCAAAUACAACCAUGGCAACCCUCCGCAGGAAUCAUCGGUUGUAUGGACAAGAGCAUUAAACAAUCAACGUUGGGAGGAUACUUUUCUUCAAAUCACGUCUGUUCAGCGGGCUGAUGAUGACAUAUAUACAUGUACAUUCACCAGUGAAAUGGUACUGUCUGAAGGUAUUUCUGUGAAUGGAAGCAGUAACGGAACAAUGCAUUUAAAUGUACAUUACCAAUCAACAGUGACAUACUUUGAUGUUGGUUCGGAGUACAAGGAUAGUGUUACCAAAGCCGAAAACGACACAGUCAUACUACUGUGUGUGGUUAACAGUAACCCAAAAGCUGAAAUUAGCAUCACAAAAGGCAACGACAUACUUGAAGUUGAAGAUAAUGGAAGCAAUCUGACGCACACUAUAGCUAGUUUGUCAUGCUUAGAUGCAGGUCUCUACUCGUGUACGAGUGCAAACAGAUACAACCGCGAUCUGCCGUCAAUAGAACAUUUUGAAAUGCAUGUAACCUGUUCGGCCAGACGCCCGUACAAUGUGAAUAUGAAGCUAGUAUUUUAUGGUUCAGUAAAUGAAAAUGCGACGUUAACGUACACUGCUUUUGCAUACCCUUUGCCUUCACCAUCGCAAAUCACUUGGAAAAGAUGCGUUGGAAACGAGGCAUGCAUGGUAAUAACUACAAAUUCGUCCAAGUAUUUCAUAUCGACCAAUGGACUGUCAAGUUUCCUUACUAUAAUUCAAGUAAAAGAAAAAGACUAUGGAUACUAUCAGUUAACAAUUUGGAAUGGUAUUGGUCGUGCAUUGACGGAACGAUUGCAAUUAAAGAAAAGUGGAGCUAACGAGAUUUCAGUGCAAGAGAUAACACACUUAACUCAUGCUGCAUCUGUCGGAGGAAGUAUCGUUGCCAUGAUAAUUGGAUCUGUUAUGGUUUUUUAUUGCAUUCGGCUAAAAGUUUCUCAUUGCAACACUUGUGGUUUUCGUAAUGUAAAUUCAAAUUCGAGAGCAGAAGAAGUGGAACUGCCAGGUACAGACGAAACCAACUUUCCGAGCAUUACGGAAAUAUUGGAACGCACGUAUAUCUAUGAAAAUUCCACAGAAGUUGGAGCUCGUGCGAGUGAAGAAAACACUGGCGAACCGCUUCCAGUCCACUACGAACCACUUCAACAAAUCCAUAUCGGGGAAACAAAUGAAUAUGAACACGUUAUGCAAGAGACUCGUUUCCAUGAGUACGAAAAUAUGGACGGAUUCCAGGAAAGAGGUGAACGGUUAUACAACAACACUGAAAUAGAUUAGAAAAGGAAAUGACAUAACAGCUUACCAAUAGUAAAGGCUCAUCGUUGCACGGCGUAUAUUGGUGAUUUGAUUUCAAUCAGGAUUGAACUUUCGAAAUUUGUUUGAGUGUGAGAAAGCAAUAUAUUUUAGCGAGCGAGCACAAUAAUGUAUCCAAAAAAAUUACACCAAAUUGUAUGCAAAUAUAGCUUCAAAUGAUGUCGUUGAAAUAUUGGCCCGGCUCUGUGCGCGACAAUUUUUAAUCCUGACAUGAAAGUGUGCUAAAAUCUCAAAACAGUGAAAAAUAUCAAAUGAAACAGUGAAAUGCCACCUUUAUUAGCCGGAAUUUUGAUCGGAAUAUUCUGGGUUAAAGAAAAAAGUAGGGAAAGUUUUUAUAUAUAAUGUU
Mya arenaria is the source of this 2169-nucleotide messenger RNA. RefSeq lists its product as uncharacterized. The record is from RefSeq and is a predicted model, not a curated record. Lineage: Eukaryota; Metazoa; Mollusca; Bivalvia; Myida; Myidae. Gene Ontology annotation, molecular function: cell adhesion molecule binding. The transcript is spliced from 12 exons. Gene Ontology annotation, biological process: cell-cell adhesion. Bases 336 to 1787 code for a protein of 483 amino acids. Gene Ontology annotation, cellular component: cell-cell junction.